UGCCUGCUGAGUCGAUUGUGCUGUCACAGGAUUUCUUGUGCUCUCUCUGGUCUAUUCUGUGUGUCACUGUGCUUUCUCUCUUGUGUAACGGGAGUGCAGUGUGGACGUGGCGUCCCUGUGUGUAUGCGCAUAUGGCAUGUAAUGGCUCCUACACAGUGGUUAUCUUCCCUCUGCAGAACAGUCUGUACAGCUCGGACGCCCUGCGAUUCUUCCAAUGGCUGAAGAAACUGCAUGCUCUAGAAAGAGAGAAGGACAGUCUAUGGAUUGGACUGCAGGUCCUGGAACGGGCUCGGUUCUGGUAUCAACAGCAGCUCGAUCAAAACUCCCAGAGAAAUGCAAGGAUUGGCACAAGAGAACAUGACGAGCAAGAAGAUGGCUGGUCAUGUGCAUUGCGCUCCUCUAUGCAGCGUGUGAACGGAAGUCUGGGAAGUUUGCUGAACAAUGCAUAUGUGUGUAGAGCAGCACCAGAUGACAAGGACGGCUCAGACUGGUGUCUGCGCUGGUCAAAUGCUAUACUCACCCAGGAAGUGAGUCAAAAGAAUGACAGGAUUUCUAUGUUGGAGUUUGAGAAAGAAAUGCUCAUUCAACAACAGGAUGGAAUACACUACUUCUGAGGCCACAUGCAUGUACACACCCACACCCACACCCACACCCACACACACACACACACACACUGCUCCAUCUAUAUCAUUGUGAAAUGAUUUGUGAAUAGUCUUACUGACUUACUGUAGCUUUUUGUAUAUAUAUUUAAUUACACAUAAGAGUACACUUGUCACUUAAUAUGAUAUUGUUUGGUGUGUAUGGUGUCCCUCAACUACAAAUGUAAGUUGUGAAUUUUUAUGGUUGUUCAGACUUUAUUAAAUCAACUGUUUGAUCUUUCCUUGGGAAAAAGAUUACCCAUUUUUAAAACUUAUAUAGGAACCUUACUAUUUCUUUUUUUAAUUAUAUAUUUUUUGUCAUAAUAUAACUUUAUAUGCUUGGCAUAUUUAUACCAUAAAAUAUUUAAACAUGAAAAAAGGACAAAGCCCAAUUCAUAUGAAAUAUUUCACAGUCCAUAUCUGGGUCAUAGUGAAAGGAGAUUAAAAUAAAAUGAGGCCAACUGAAUUAUAACACAAAAAUCACAAACAAACAAGCAACAAUAAACCAACAAAACAACUGCUGAUAUCCCCAAGCAUGACUGUUCCCUAAAAACAUAGACAAAUUACAGUUUGGUCAAUUUAAAUAAUUUUCUUCUCUGUCUCGGCUGCCUACAGUUAGUAUAAUCUCUGAAAUGUAUAUUAAUUUAAGUAGUGAAGGGAACACAAGUGUUGUAUAAAACUCUUAAGCUUCUGCACUGCAACCCUUCAGCUUCACACUAGAGUGCACCAGAGUAUAUAAAAGAAAAGAAGCUACAGCACUUUCAACACAUACAUACAAUGUGCUGUAAUUAUGUUUUAUAUAGUUUAACAUUUUAUUCCAGUUUCCAAUUCUGCUGCAAGUACAUCCAUUAACUUUGCUGCAAUAUCAUAUAUGAAAAAAUGAAAAUUUAUUUCUCAUCACUUUUCACAUGUACCGGUCUGUUCUAUAGCUGCCCUGUUCUACAGUUUAAUGAAGUUAUUUAUUUACAGAAAAAAAUAGACUGUACAGACUAAAAAAAAUU
Molecule: messenger RNA, 1639 nt
Organism: Tachysurus vachellii
Lineage: Eukaryota; Metazoa; Chordata; Actinopteri; Siluriformes; Bagridae
Gene: sapcd1
Product: suppressor APC domain containing 1
Exons: 4
Coding region: 132-614 (160 amino acids)
Source: RefSeq, a predicted model, not a curated record